Molecule: messenger RNA, 1217 nt
Organism: Cajanus cajan (pigeon pea)
Lineage: Eukaryota; Viridiplantae; Streptophyta; Magnoliopsida; Fabales; Fabaceae
Product: putative 2-oxoglutarate-dependent dioxygenase AOP1
Source: RefSeq, a predicted model, not a curated record
UCAUAAGUCAUAACCUUCCACCACUCCUUCUCCCUCCGUCAAAAGCCUCCGUCUCCGCCGCAACUCCAUCACCACCUUUAGCGUCUCGUACGACAACACGGCAAGGUCAUCGGCCACAUCGAAGCCAUAACCUCUCUCCAAAGGCAUUUAUUAGGGUACGUACGACAUAUUAUGACGACCCAAAGAGUGUGCGAGUCUCCACUUGGUGUUGUUGACUUCUCCGAUGAGAACAUGAAGCCGGGUGGCGAUGCAUGGCUUGAAGCCUGUAAAGUGGUGCGGAGAGGAUUUGAGGAGCAUGGUUGUUUCCUAGCACGCUACGACAAGGUUGGUCCACACCUUCUCAACUCAGUUUACUAUGCAAUGGAACAACUCUUUGGUCUUCCCUUGGAAACAAAAAGGAAAAAAACAAGUGAUAAACCAAACCAUGGCUACACUGGGCAAGUACCUGCAUCUCCCUUAUUUGAAUCUUUUGCCAUUGACAAUCCUUCCAGUAUUGAAGACUGUCAAAAGUUCACACACGUUAUGUGGCCAGAAGGAAAUCAUCGUUUGUGUGAAAGUGUCAACGAGUAUGCAAAGUUGUUAAAAGAACUAGACCAAACCGUGAAGAAAAUGGUGUUUGAUAGCUAUGACUUGGACAAGCUGAAAUGCGAGUCAUUCCUCGAAUCAACCAAUUAUGCUUUUCGAAGCUACAAAUACAAGAUACCUGAGAUGGAUGAGAGCAACGUGGGAGUGAAUUCUCAUACAGACUCAACCUUCAUAACCAUAUUGCAUCAGAGGGUAGAUGGCUUGGAAGUUAAACUAAAAGAUGGAGAAUGGUUUGGUGUUGAUGCCUCACCUUUGUUUUGUGUCAUGGCUGGUGAUGCCUUUAUGGUAUGGAGUAGUGAAAGGAUACGUGCUUGUGAACAUCGUGUUAUCUUGAAAUCGAAGGUAAUGAGGUACUCCUUGGGAUUACUAUCAUACAGUACAAAAAAGGUGCAGACAUUAGAGGAUCUAGUCGACGAGGAGCAUCCUAUACGCUAUAAGCCAUUUGACCAUUAUGCAUACGUUGGUUUCCGUUUCACAGAAGAAGCCGUAAAAUGUACAAGUCGAAUCAAGGCAUUUUGUGGAAUUUAAUUUGAGACAGCCUAUGUUUCAUAUGAAGGAACUGAAGACAAUUUCAUAUGCACCUCUAUAAUAAGAAAAGAAUAAUUGGCAUGUGUCUGAAGUUGAUUGUUAUA